CCUCCAACUCCAACUCCUCUUCCAUUUUUAUCUCUGAACAACACCAUGGCCUCCCUCCCGAAGAAACAUCUUGCCGCCGCCAUCUUUAUCGCCGAUGCCGCGUCGUGGUACUGCGCGCUGGCCAUCGUCGCCCUCAUCUUGCUGAGCUCCGUCCAAGAAAUCCCGGUCGACGACACGAUCGAGCCGGUGCGCGGUGGAAAGCUCGUCAGCCGGCCAUGCGACGAGAUAUAUGUCGUGGGAGAGGGAGAGACCCUCCACACCAUCAGCGACAAGUGCGGCGACCCCUUCAUCGUCGAGCAGAACCCGCACAUCCACGACCCCGACGAUGUCUUCCCCGGCCUCGUUAUCAAGAUCACCCCCUCCAAGCCUAGGUAGAGAGGGAAAGAGUACACUUUCUUCUGUAGACCUCGCAUGGAUUCUAUCCUAGCUGUACGCUGUUUAUUUAUUUUUAUUUGCUUCUUUAAAGCAUCCAGGGGUGAAUUAUGAAUCAUUUGAGCAUCACUUGUACAUAUGAAAUACCAAUUCAUAACUCCUUUGUAAGAGUUGUCUUGUAUCACCAAGAAAAAGAGCUUCAGGUGGCCUUGUUUUAUCAUUAGCUAGAUGGAAUUAUAUCUUAGAUUAAUAGUAGUAA
Messenger RNA from Phoenix dactylifera (date palm), 631 nucleotides. RefSeq lists its product as uncharacterized. NCBI's taxonomy places the organism in Eukaryota, Viridiplantae, Streptophyta, Magnoliopsida, Arecales, Arecaceae. The record is from RefSeq and is a predicted model, not a curated record.